This is a messenger RNA of Arabis nemorensis, 1305 nucleotides long. The record is from the annotation of a GenBank genome assembly. NCBI's taxonomy places the organism in Eukaryota, Viridiplantae, Streptophyta, Magnoliopsida, Brassicales, Brassicaceae.
AUGGAUAGGCCUCGACAGAAUGAUCAUUUGGGUGUGAAUAAGAUUGGGAAGAAUAUCAGAAAGAGUCCUCUGCACCAACCGAAUUUCGCUGCGAAUGCUAACGCUGCUGCUGCUGCAAGGCCUCAAGCGCAGCCUCAGGUUUAUAAUAUAAGCAAGAACGACUUUAGAAGCAUUGUUCAGCAGCUAACGGGUUCUCCAUCACGUGAAAGCCUUCCUCGGCCUCCUCCGAACAACCCACCAAAGCCUCAGAAUACACGGUUGCACAGGAUUAGACCAUCACCCUUAACGCAGAUAAGCCGGCCUCCUGUUCCUCUCCCUGCCAUGGCUACUCAACCACCUCAUCCUCACUUUGUUAGACCGCCUCAACCCCAGCCGCCUUUGCCACAAGGCACACAUCAACAACCAAUGAUGGGUCACAGUGACCAGUUUUGGUCUAAUACAGCUGAGUCUCCCGUCUCAGAGUAUAUGCGUUAUCUUCAAAGUUCACUUGGAGAUUCAGGUCCCAAUGGUAAUCAAAUGCAGCCAGGUCAUGAACAACGGCCAUAUAUGCCAGCUCAGGCUCAGCCCUCGCCUCGUAUGCCAGGUCAUGAGAAUCGGCCAUAUAUGCCAAGUCAUGAGAAUCGGCCAUACAUGCCAGGUCAUGAGAAUCGGCCAUACAUGCCAGGUCAUGAGCAUCGGCCAUAUAUGUCAGGUCAUGAGCAUCGGCCCUACAUUCCAGCUCAGCCUCAGCCUCAGCCUCAUAGGCCAGGUCAUGAACAUCGGACGUAUAUGCAAGCUCAGCCUCCACAGCAACAGCAACAGCAACAGCCACAUAUGAUGCCUGGAUCGCAACCUCGAAUGAAUAUGCAAGGCCCGCUUCAACCUAACCAGUAUGUACCACCACCCGGGUUAGUUCCUAGCCCAGUGCCUCAUAAUCUUCCUUCCCCUCGGUUCAGUGGUCCUGUACCUGUCACACCCACUCUGCCUUCUCCCAGGCUCAAUCAGAUGCAUGGUGGUUUCCCUUCUCCUCGAUAUAACGGUUUUGGACCACUACAGUCACCUACAUCCCAGUUUCUUCUACCAUCUCCUACCAGUUACGCUAAUAUGUUCUCUCCUAGAUCACCUUACCCGUUACUAUCACCGGGAGUUCAGUAUCCUCCACCACUUACCCCAAACUUCUCAUUUUCACAAGCUGCUCAACCAGGAAAUCUCGGACCCGGUCCAGGUCCAGGUCCUCCUCAGCCACCUCCAUCUCCAGGGCUCAUGUUUCCGUUAUCGCCAUCAGGGUUCUUUCCAAUCCCAAGUCCAAGAUGGGGUGAUUACUAG